Messenger RNA from Scatophagus argus, 2260 nucleotides. RefSeq names its product tectonic-3-like. Bases 217 to 2049 code for a protein of 610 amino acids. NCBI's taxonomy places the organism in Eukaryota, Metazoa, Chordata, Actinopteri, Scatophagidae. The record is from RefSeq and is a predicted model, not a curated record. Gene Ontology annotation, biological process: smoothened signaling pathway; cilium assembly. The transcript has 14 exons.
GAAGCUUGCUCUGCGUGUAUUCAUGUGUGACAUGUUUAACAAAAUACAUUAAAAGAAAGCGCUUUCUAAAUUGCUUAUUUAAUUGUAACUUUAUUGUAGUUUAUUGGGUACUUCAAUGCUUUUGAGGUUGUAACGAAGGACGUAGCUAAGUCUCAGGUUAACGUUAGCUAGCUGACUGUAUGUCGCUAGCCAGCUAGACUUCGCACUGUGGACGAAAUGAACUCCCGCCAGUGGUGGUUGUCAUUUCAGAUUAUUAUCGUCUUGUGCGGACGGUUGGCAAACGGAACCACAGAAUCAGGUAUUAAUUCAACCGUUAACGUCAGCUCUACAGACGGGGGGACUUUCAACUCUGCAACUCCUCCUCCGGGCGGUACACAGGCUGCGGACUCCAUCGGUGUCGGCACCACUGAGGCAGUCACUGUGGACUCAACUGUGGACUCAACGGCAAUCACGACCCUGACUGUUUCUGAGGCUCCCACUGUAGUCACUGAAGCGCCCUCUGCAACCACUACUCAGCCUGUGGUGACUUCAGAGGGUUGUCUCUGUGAUUUAACACCUAUGUUCUGUGACAUCGGCUGCUGUUGUGACACAGUAGAUUGUGGUAUUGCCAACUUGAGCACCGUCUUCACCAGAUGUCCCCAGAAAGCUAUAUCAGCGGUUUGCAUUGAGAAAUGGCUGAUGUUCAGGGCUAACGUGGAUUCGUCUCUUGUCACUGUGACUGAGUCCUUGUUUUGCAUCCGAUCUGAAGCAGAUAAGGCACCCCAGUCUCUCCCAUCUCCACCUCAGUAUCCAGCUUUAGGGAACUCAUACCACUUCUCACCUCCAGCUCCUACGAGUAGCAGCCAUAGCAGAGAUUUCUACAGGGUUGAUGAUGUCAUCCAGACAUAUUUAUCCAGCUCAUCAGUGCGGGGUCUCCUUCGUCAGCCAUCUUCAGGGGCAGCUGCUGCACUCUGUAUCAACCGCAACCCUGCAAAAUUCAUGAGGUCUGUGUCUCUGUCUUGUACCCGCAUCUUAACUCCUCAGUCCUGCACCACAGACCCCUAUCUCAGUGCUGGCUCCUACUUCUCCAACCUGAGUCUGAUCAAGAUUCCAAUAGUCGAGCAGGCACAAGUGUCAGAUUUUCUGAUCCCAGUGACUCCAGUGUCUGAUUGGCCUGCACCAAGUGAGCAAAACAGCUCCUGUGUCAAUGUGGUGACAAAGGUGGAGUUUGUCAUAGGAUACACGGGCAGAGGGGAGCUCACAUAUGCAACGGUGAAUGUAGUCUUAGCUGAUGUGGAUCCAAAUCAGUUGCUGUUACAAACACACUCUGUGGAGUUCCAGCUGGCAACACCCAGCCCCACUCCAGGAGAACCAAUUCCCGCAGCUGGACUUAGCGUGGGAUCUCCUGUCAUUGGUCGAUUUGAUGGAGAAGUGAUGCCGCUGACCACACUGGGGGUAUCACAGAGUGGGGAGUGUUCCUCUCAGCUCAGCAGAGCAUCCAUCCACUUCACACACAACACCAUCACUGGCUGCAUGUUCAGUUCCUCCUCUGGUGACUGUUCAGAGCUGCGCUCCCAGAUUUAUUGGAUCUUGCAGGGACUUGCUACUCCUAAUGUGAUUGCCAUGAAUUGGGGCUCCCAACCAGACUGGACGAGAGUCAUCAUCCAGGAGUGUCCUGUCAGCCUGCAGGAAACAUGUGAAUCAGGCUGUGUUCUCCCCCACUCUCUCUCUAUCCAAGUGCUGUGGGCUCGCCAGGGUCUGUUAGACCUUCCCCAGAGCUACAUCCUGGGGGCCAAAUACCUUUUCCAGUGUAAAAGUUUCAAGUGUCCUAUGCCGUCCCCUAUCGCUCUAACCACUGAAGUGACGUUUGUCGACACUACAGUUCACCCAGAACCCCCCAGAGGCUUGCCUCAGCCUAACUGGAAGUUUCCAUUUGGUUUCUUCACUAGAGGUACAGCUGAGCUGGACGGGCACAUCGUUAUUAACGGCACUGGCACUGAGAAGGUCACAUGGAGUUUAAUACUGUUCACAGUAAUGUUACUAACAGGAUUAGAAUUCCUCAUCAGGUAGUUUUAUCGCUAAGGGUGAAGCAGUUAGGGAAGUUUUGAGGGCUUAUAUCUUAAGGAAAAGAUUUUAUUUUGUUAAACUGUUUUUAUACAAUAUGAAGAGUUAUAUAGUCACUGGUGAAACAUCAAAGUAUAGAACACUUAAUUUAUUCUUUUGUUCUUUUUCUUUUUAUUCUUUUGUGCGUUUUCAGGAAUAAAUACAUUUUUACAAGCCA